This is a messenger RNA of Nematolebias whitei (Rio pearlfish), 1370 nucleotides long. It is a transcript of the gene ttc23, whose product is annotated as tetratricopeptide repeat domain 23. Lineage: Eukaryota; Metazoa; Chordata; Actinopteri; Cyprinodontiformes; Rivulidae. Bases 1 to 1344 code for a protein of 447 amino acids. The transcript has 11 exons. Gene Ontology annotation, molecular function: protein binding. The record is from RefSeq and is a predicted model, not a curated record.
AUGGAUGACGGUCAUUCUGAGACAAAAGCACGAAUUUAUUCACCGGAGUCCUCGACUGGAUUCUCUGGAAACGUGGGAACUGCCAGCAGAGGCGGAGAUGUAUUUACUGAUCUGAGUUCAAAUGGACUGAAGUUUGCCAAGAAGGAACUUUUACUGAUGCCUCCUGAAGAAAAGCUUAAACACUUUACUAAUCGGGCUCAAGACAGUGAAGACAACCAGCAGUUCGACGCUUGCAUCCAGGACUUGGUGCGAUGCGUCGCUUUGACGAGACUUGUUUAUGGGGAGAGACAUCUAAAACUUGCCCAGUCCCAUGCCAGACUGGCCAAAGCAUACUUCCAGUUCAAAGGUUGGGGACUGCAGGCCCAGGAACACUUGGCCAAAGCCAGAGACCUCCUACCCUUCUACUCGUCCUGCAGAGAUGAGAAGCUUGAUGUUCUCUUGUGUCUCCUAAACGUGAACCUCACACAGGGAGCUGCUGCUUUACUUACAGACAAUUUAGAGGAGGCGGAUUCAUCUUUACUCAAGGCAGAGCAAAUCAUGGAGGAGCUUUACCAACAAGAUGUUAUUAAGCAAGAAGAGAAGACAAAGACUCACCUGGAAAUCGCCAGUGGUUUAUACAGGGUCUAUAGGAGGCAGAACCGAUCAGAAGAGGCGUUGAACCAGUGUGAAAAGUCUUUGCAGCUGCUGAAGGACUGCAAUAAGCCAGAGGAGACGUGUGCCGUCUAUAAAGACAUGGCAGCUAUUGAACAAGACAGAGGUCAUUUGGACAGAGCUAUAACGCAUCUCUCCAAGGCUCAUGCCGUUGCUAUGAGUCACAAUCCAGAGGGGCUACAGGGGGCUCAGAUCUCCCACAGUCUUGCCAUGAUCCUUUCUGCUGCACCAGAGCCCCAUCACAAUGAUGCUGCGGGUCAGUACUUUGAGCAGAGUCUAAGUGCAUAUAAAAACUCUGUAGGCCUGCAGGAUCCAGCCUUCCUUUCUGUCCAGGAUGACUUCUGUCGCUUUCUUCUCAUCAAUGGCCAGCGGGAGAAAUGUAUGGAGAUCCAGAGGGCCUCUCUUGAUUUGAAAAGAUCUGCGUUUGGAGACCUGAGUGCUGAGGUAGCAGACGCUCUUCAGCUGAUUGGAAGUGUAGAGAUGGCUGAGGGCCAGAUGAGCCAGGCCCACAGGACCAUGACAAAGUGCCUGAAGAUUCAGAGCUCGUUAUACGGUCCUCAGCACAAGAAAACAAAAGCGGUGCAGAAAGCUGUGGACGUGCUGGCGAGGACAACAGAGGUGGUCGAGAGACAGCAAAGACAAGCCAGAAGGAAAAAAAAGGCUGGACAUGUUUACGAUUAUACCAUCCAGUAGGAACAUUGAAAACUCCAUGUCUGAGU